CAUCAUAUUUGAUCAAUUCUACAAGUUUUUGGCGUUGGUUUGAAAAGAAGAAGAAUAAAACCAAAGAGAUUUAUGAUACAUCAUGCAUGACAUUCUCUUUUUUGGUAUCUAAUAUACAUCUUGUCACUUUGUUCUUUAUAGGUUGUUAAUUUGUUUCUCCAUUGAGACAUUUUGUUAAGGACAAAGGAGGAGACUUCUUCAUCUGGUUUCUGGUUUUUAUUGGUUGAGAAGACGAAGCCCACUCUGGGUUGGUGGGCUUCGUCUAAUUCUCGGAUAACAAACAAAGAAAAACCCAUAGGUUUGUAAAAGGGGCUUGGUAAAAGAAUAAAGAUCCUUCUUACCCAUAUUAAGUUUGUAUCUUUUUCAAGGAAAAGAAACUAGCUUGUGUGGUACUUUCCUUCCAUAUUUUAGCUUUCAAAAUGCUAAUUUACUUUGUAACUUUUAUCUCCUUCAUCCUUUUCUAUAAAUACUCUCUUCCUACAAAGCAACUUCCACCAUGGGCUAAUGAAACUAGAUUGCUUUCUUCCUAUUUUAGGAAAGAUUUGUUGGUUCAUUUCUUUUCUGCUAAAUCUCUAAUGCAAGCAUUCUCUAUAAUCUUAAACUCAAAAAUGACCUCAAAAAAUAACACAAAGAGUUGUAGCAAGUUAAACACAAAUGCUAGAGAGAAAGUUAAAUUAGCCAAUGCAACAAGAAAGGCAAGUCUAUUAGAUUUGCCUGAUUUGGCAUUGGAAACAAUUCUUGAGAAGCUUGAGCCUGCAGACCUUUGUAGAGUGGCUUGUGUUUCCACCUAUUUAAAAGACAUGUGUAUGAGUGAUUACCACUGGAAAAACCACAUGAAACAUAAAUGGGGUAAUAUUCUUGGUUCUGCUUCUGAAAAAGAGUGGCAGUUGCAUAUUGCAGCCCAAGAGGAGAGACUUGAUGAACAAAGAAGUGGCUUUUUGAGGGGUUGUUUGUCUAACCUCUGGUCUGUUAUGCUGUUUAAAUCGAGGUCUAAUCGUGAAAGAACGUCUUCUCUGCCACCUGAUAGUUGUUCGAUUGUGUCAUACUACCGAGCCAUUGAAACGGGAAAGUUCUGGUUUCCUGCUCAAGCCUUUAAUCGUGAGAAUGGGCACAUUGGGUUCGUCAUGUCAUGCUACGAUGCAGAACUCAGAUAUGAUCGCCAUACCGAUACAUUUGAGGCUAGAUAUCCGCCACACGGAACAAGGGCAGUGCCGGCAGAGAGGGAGGUGACAUGGGAAAGGCUAAGAGAAGCUCCUCUUGAUGAUUCGCCUCAUGAUCUUCAUAUUUCAGAUUGUUUGAAUGAAUUGCGCCCAAAAGAUCACUUUGAGAUUCAAUGGAGAAGGAAUAAACAGUUCCCUUAUGGUUGGUGGUAUGGUGUUAUAGGACACCUAGAAUCAUGUGAUGGUAAUGACACUUAUUGCCGUUGCCACGAAAGUGAUACCGUGGUGCUCGAGUUCAAGCAAUAUGCACUUGGGUCACGAUGGAGACACAUGACGAUCAACAGAAAAGACCAUCGGGAAGAAGGAAAUGAAACCGAGGGUUUCUAUGGAGGAAUCAAAAAAUUAUAUAACAAGAAUGAGAUCUCUAUGUGGCAACAAUUUUGGCCAAAUGAUAUCUUGGAAUAACUAAAGCAUAUAUUUGUUCUCAAAGAUAUAUAUGAUAGUAAGUAGCUUGUUAGUUAUACGUUCUAUUUUGCUAGAAAUAUAUUGGCUAAUUGGAGAUUUGAGACUCAAAA
Messenger RNA from Erigeron canadensis, 1735 nucleotides. RefSeq names its product F-box protein At2g26850-like. The record is from RefSeq and is a predicted model, not a curated record. The transcript is spliced from 5 exons. NCBI's taxonomy places the organism in Eukaryota, Viridiplantae, Streptophyta, Magnoliopsida, Asterales, Asteraceae. Bases 420 to 1625 code for a protein of 401 amino acids. Gene Ontology annotation, molecular function: protein binding.